This is a messenger RNA of Anarrhichthys ocellatus (wolf-eel), 1396 nucleotides long. It is a transcript of the gene pde6gb, whose product is annotated as phosphodiesterase 6G, cGMP-specific, rod, gamma, paralog b. Gene Ontology annotation, biological process: positive regulation of G protein-coupled receptor signaling pathway; visual perception; positive regulation of epidermal growth factor receptor signaling pathway. The transcript is spliced from 4 exons. The record is from RefSeq and is a predicted model, not a curated record. Gene Ontology annotation, cellular component: photoreceptor outer segment membrane. Gene Ontology annotation, molecular function: 3',5'-cyclic-nucleotide phosphodiesterase activity; cGMP binding. NCBI's taxonomy places the organism in Eukaryota, Metazoa, Chordata, Actinopteri, Perciformes, Anarhichadidae. Bases 138 to 401 code for a protein of 87 amino acids.
AGCUCCUCACAUCUGCUGCGCUCACAGCGACUCGUCCGGCCGUCCUGCUCCAGAGCAGCCGAGGCCAUCAUCACGACGACCGCCCUACAGAGAGGCAAAGACAGCAGCCUGCUCACAGACACCAAACCCUAGGAAAAAUGAAUCUGGAGCUGCCCAAAGCCGAGAUCAAGUCGGCCACCCGGGUCACCGGAGGCCCCGCCACCCCGCGCAAGGGACCGCCCAAGUUCAAGCAGCGGCAGACCCGCCAGUUCAAGAGCAAGCCUCCGAAGAAGGGAAUCCAGGGGUUUGGUGAUGACAUCCCAGGAAUGGAGGGCUUAGGCACAGACAUCACUGUCAUUUGCCCCUGGGAGGCCUUCAACCACCUGGAGCUGAACGAGCUGGCCAAGUACGGCAUCAUCUGAAGCCCUUUCCUGCACCUUCGCCGUCGAGAUUCACGGGCCACGUCCAGACACUUCAAACCGAACUUGUCCACACAAAUUUACCACAACAAACACCAAAAAAAUGGAAAAAGAGAAAAAGAAAUCUACAAAAAGCAACGGUCCUCUUUCACAGGAUUCUUCUUCUGACCCGACAGUUCACAACCAGUUAGCAUCUCACAUCCUCACUGGAUCUGCACCGCUGCUCUAAACUCCUCUUCUCCUCUUCUCUCACUGCUCUUCCUUUUUUUAUCUCCUUUUUUCUUCUUUUUUAUCUUCUCACGGACAAAACAUGAAACAAGCAAGGCAGCCUGCCGGACGAGUAAAAUGCAAAAACCUGAAUUCUGUAGAGAAGGACAGCAGCUUGCCAUCGCUCAGCGCAUAGCUUUUCAGUGGUCAUCAUCAUAUCCCUCUUUUCCCUCAGGAUACAUCCAGCUGACAAGAGAAUACAUGUCCAUCCAGAAGUGUGUAUUGUUCUGCUCCCAUCAUUGUGUUCGCUUCUGUUUCAUAUCCCUUCUUAUCUGUUUAAUAUUAAUGUAUAUGUUUCAUGUUUAUUUCUCACGCUUUCACGCGACACUGCGUGUUUAUGUCUGUGUCUUUAAGAUCAAUGUUGUAGCUUUCAUCCAUCAUUCAGUGUUACGUUCAUCUGUUCUUCAUCGUUUCAUCUCUGCUGUCCUCGUCACCGUCACUGAUGCUUCGCUCUGUUCAUGUUGAGACGUUGAAGGAUUACCGAUCUGUUGUUCACAUGAGAUCAGUGCGUGCACAGCUUGAGUUACAUUUAGCUUUUCGCUUUUAAUUUUUUGUUAUCCUGACUUGAAGUCGAGAAGAAGAUAAUAACAAAGGUGUUGCUGUAUGUUUGUCACUGAUGGAAGAGUUGCUGGAUUGUCUUAAAUAAGUUAUGUUUCCAAUGUUUGCACAGUGUCUGAUGCAUAAUGGAGCUUUGUCCUCUCUACAGGAGGUGAGAAAAAAUAAAGCAUAAA